AUGCCAAAAUUAAUUUUAUUAUUUUAUUUAAUUAUUUAUGGAAUUUUAUUGUUAACUACUUUAAGUGAAGGGUUUGGGUUUGGUGGAGGAUGUGGAUGUCCAUGUAUGCCGCAACCAUGUAUUCCACAGCCACCUCCAAUUGCUUUACCUUCUCUAUGUUUCCCACAAAUCCAAUUGCCCUGUCCCCCUCCUUCUUGUGGAUGUUGCGGUAGAAGGAAAAGAGAAAGUGGAGCUUCAGCAUUAUUAACACCAGUUUCAACAAAGUCGGGAAUUAAAAGAAUUGGAGAAGAAAAAAAUCAUUGUAAUAAUCCACACAUUAAAAGAAUUAUUUUAAAGAAUUUAAUUAUUGGAGAUUUGGUUGGUACAAGAAAUGCAAUACAUUCAGAAUUAAGGGCUAAAUUAGGGGGGAAUUAUAUAAUUAAUUGUGCUCAUAGUCCAUCAUUUGCGUAUUCUGGUGAUUCAGUAAUUGAUUAUUGUGUGGAUGGACAUCAGGUAUUUUUUGGAAAAAAAUUUUUUUUGAGAAAAUUCAAAGAUUGUCUUUUUAAGACAACCCUUUGGAUAGCUUUUUAUUUUUAA
This is a messenger RNA of Meloidogyne enterolobii, 576 nucleotides long. The record is from the annotation of a GenBank genome assembly. NCBI's taxonomy places the organism in Eukaryota, Metazoa, Nematoda, Chromadorea, Rhabditida, Meloidogynidae.